ACUGGACUCUUUUGUUUCCUGGAGCGUUUGUCCAUAGCAGGCUGCCGUAGCAAAGCCGCGAGGGCUGCCGGGAUAUCGUAGGUCUGCGUGAGGCGACGGUGACCCAGGAUGACCACAGCAGCGCGGCCAACGUUUGAGCCCGCCAGAGGGGGGCGGGGAAAAGGAGAGGGUGAUUUGAGUGCGCUCUCUAAACAGUACUCUAGCAGAGACCUGCCUGGACAUACCAAAAUCAAAUACAGGCAGCCCACACAGGAUGCUCCUGAGGAGAUCCGCAACCGUGACUUCAGGCGUGAGCUGGAGGAGAGAGAAAGAGUCGCAGUGAAGGGCAGAGAGAGAGGAGCCAGGGAGCAUACCACAUCCUCUUCCUCAUCUUCAUCCUCCAAACGACCAAGACUUGAUCAGAUUCCCGCAGCUAAUCUUGAUGCAGAUGACCCGCUUACAGAUGACGAGGAUGACUCUGAUUCCGACUCUGACAGUGAUGACGACACUGCCGCCCUGCUGGCUGAACUGGAGAAAAUCAAGAAGGAAAGAGCAGAAGAGCAGGAAAAGAAGGAGCGAGAGCAGAAGGCUGAAGAGGAGAGGAUCAGAAUGGAAAAUAUUCUCAGUGGGAAUCCACUACUGAACCUUGCCGGACAACAACAACAGCAGCAACAGCAGCAACACACACAGAGCCAAAGCAGCUUCAGCGUUAAACGCAGGUGGGACGAUGAUGUGGUGUUUAAGAACUGCGCUAAAGGAGUGGAUGAAUCUCGGAAGGAAAAGCGAUUCAUUAACGACACGCUGCGCUCAGAGUUCCACAAAAAAUUUAUGGAGAAAUACGUCAAAUAGAAUUCAGUAGAGUUCAAUGAAAUUAAAGUGACUAAGUGUUUAUUGUUUUUGCAGAUUUUUUGUUUUUACCCUGAUUCACCUCCUGCUGUGUGUAAUUAAAGGUUUUCUUUUGUUUCUCAA
Messenger RNA from Astyanax mexicanus (Mexican tetra), 948 nucleotides. RefSeq names its product CWC15 spliceosome associated protein homolog (gene cwc15). NCBI's taxonomy places the organism in Eukaryota, Metazoa, Chordata, Actinopteri, Characiformes, Acestrorhamphidae. The transcript has 7 exons. Bases 109 to 828 code for a protein of 239 amino acids. Gene Ontology annotation, cellular component: catalytic step 2 spliceosome. Gene Ontology annotation, biological process: mRNA cis splicing, via spliceosome. Gene Ontology annotation, molecular function: RNA binding. The record is from RefSeq and is a predicted model, not a curated record.